Messenger RNA from Zingiber officinale, 776 nucleotides. RefSeq lists its product as uncharacterized. The record is from RefSeq and is a predicted model, not a curated record. The transcript has a single exon. Lineage: Eukaryota; Viridiplantae; Streptophyta; Magnoliopsida; Zingiberales; Zingiberaceae. The coding region runs from base 135 to 668 and encodes 177 amino acids.
GUCAAGGAAGAGACGGGCCAAAUAGAAAGAAGCAAGAACUCCUCCUCCUUGAUCCAAAUUCCGAAAUCUGGAAAAUAAAUCAUCAACAAGAUCCCUUUUUUCCGUCUCCUCCCUCUACAAAUCCUUAUCCUUCCAUGGAUUCACCCUCAAAAUCCCACCUUUUUGGCUCUUCGAUCCGCAAAGCUCCCUUCUUGGCUUUCCUACUCUUCCUCUCCCUUUCCCCUUCCCUUGCUUCCGAUGAGCCGACGGUCUACGAGAUGCUGGAGAAAUACGGCUUCCCGCCAGGGAUCCUCCCCCGCGGCGCGCAGGGCUACUCCUUGAACCAAGACGGGCGCUUUGAGGUCUACCUCAGCGGCGACUGCGAGUUCAAGGUCUCCGGCGGCUACCUGUUGCAUUACAACAAGAAGAUCUCCGGCACGGUCCGCGCAAGGGCGUUGACAGGCCUCGGAGGGGUCAGCGUCAAGAUUCUCUUCUUCUGGUUGGGGAUCAACGAGGUGGUGACGAGCGGAGAUGAGCUCCUUUUCUACGUCGGCCCCCUCUCGGCUUCCUUCGCCUCUUCCAACUUCGAGCAGUGCCCUACCUGCCGCUGCGGACACGAUUGCGCCGCCACCGCCACCGCCACCGCCAUCACCACUGCCGCCGACGAUGUUUUAGUUUCUGGUUAUUAGUAUUCCUCAGUUGUUUACUUCUACUGCAAAGCUUGGAACUUUCUUUAUGAACCAUUAUUUUUUGAAUUAUAUUAUAGGAUUAAUCCAUAUCAAUUGAUCUUUUGAUAA